Messenger RNA from Ochotona princeps (American pika), 2055 nucleotides. RefSeq names its product protein phosphatase 5 catalytic subunit (gene PPP5C). The record is from RefSeq and is a predicted model, not a curated record. The coding region runs from base 103 to 1602 and encodes 499 amino acids. The transcript is spliced from 13 exons. NCBI's taxonomy places the organism in Eukaryota, Metazoa, Chordata, Mammalia, Lagomorpha, Ochotonidae. Gene Ontology annotation, cellular component: cytosol; nucleus. Gene Ontology annotation, molecular function: protein serine/threonine phosphatase activity; protein binding.
ACACUUGCGCGGCAGCGGCGGGCCGGCCACUCGGCUCUCCUUCGCGACGGUUCGGCCGGGUGCCGCUGGCGGCCGUUGCCAGGGUGGGGGUCGCUUUGCGGCAUGGCGAUGGCGGAGGGUGAGCGGACGGAGUGUGCUGAGCACCCCCGGGACGAACCCCCGGCUGAUGGCGCACUGAAGCGGGCGGAAGAGCUCAAGACGCAAGCCAACGACUAUUUCAAAGCCAAGGACUACGAGAACGCCAUCAAGUUCUACAGCCAGGCCAUUGAGCUGAACCCCAGCAAUGCCAUCUACUACGGCAACCGCAGCCUGGCCUACCUGCGCACUGAGUGCUAUGGCUACGCGCUGGCCGAUGCCACGCGGGCCAUCGAGCUGGACAAGAAGUACAUCAAGGGCUACUACCGCCGGGCCGCCAGCAACAUGGCCCUGGGCAAGUUCCGGGCCGCCCUGCGAGACUAUGAGACGGUGGUCAAGGUGAAGCCGCAUGACAAGGACGCGCAGAUGAAGUACCAGGAGUGCAACAAGAUCGUGAAGCAGAAGGCCUUCGAGCGCGCCAUCGCGGGCGACGAGCACAAACGCUCCGUCGUAGACUCGCUGGACAUCGAGAGCAUGACCAUCGAGGACGAGUACAGCGGGCCCAAACUGGAGGACGGCAAAGUGACAAUCACCUUCAUGAAGGAGCUCAUGCAGUGGUACAAGGACCAGAAGAAACUGCACCGGAAAUGCGCCUACCAGAUCCUGGUACAGGUCAAAGAGGUCCUCUCCAAGCUGAGCACGCUGGUGGAGACCACACUGAAAGAGACAGAGAAGAUUACAGUGUGCGGGGACACGCACGGCCAGUUCUAUGACCUCCUCAACAUAUUCGAACUCAACGGCUUACCCUCAGAGACCAACCCCUACAUAUUUAAUGGUGACUUCGUGGACCGCGGCUCCUUCUCCGUCGAAGUGAUCCUCACCCUUUUUGGCUUCAAGCUCCUGUACCCUGACCACUUCCACCUGCUUCGAGGCAACCAUGAGACGGACAACAUGAACCAGAUCUACGGCUUCGAGGGCGAGGUGAAGGCCAAGUACACGGCACAGAUGUACGAGCUCUUCAGCGAAGUGUUCGAGUGGCUCCCGCUGGCGCAGUGCAUCAACGGCAAAGUGCUGAUCAUGCACGGGGGCCUGUUCAGCGAGGACGGCGUCACCCUGGACGACAUCCGGAAGAUCGAGCGGAACCGGCAGCCGCCAGACUCAGGCCCCAUGUGCGACCUGCUCUGGUCAGAUCCACAGCCGCAGAACGGGCGCUCGGUCAGCAAGCGGGGCGUGAGCUGCCAGUUCGGGCCUGACGUGACCAAGGCCUUCCUGGAGGAGAACCACCUGGAUUACAUCAUCCGAAGCCACGAGGUCAAGGCCGAGGGCUAUGAGGUGGCGCACGGCGGCCGCUGCGUCACUGUCUUCUCCGCCCCCAACUACUGUGACCAGAUGGGGAACAAAGCCUCCUACAUUCACCUGCGCGGCUCUGACUUGCGGCCCCAGUUCCACCAGUUCACAGCAGUGCCUCACCCCAACGUCAAGCCCAUGGCCUACGCCAACGCACUGCUGCAGUUAGGGGUGAUGUGAGGGCGGCAGGCAGCCUGCACCCAGAACCCCUCCACUCCUGCGAGACCAGGGCCGGGCCAAGCAGGCCCUGCCCCAGGGUGAUGCUGGACCCCCUUUUACUUUGUAAAGUUUGUAUUUAUUCCCCUUAGGCUCACAGAAGGGGUGGGGGCAGAGCGUGGGCUGGCCAGGGGUCAGCUCCCUGGCUGCAGGACGCAGGUGGCGAGGCUGGGGGCGGGGCUCGGCCCGGGCAUUCUGGAGGGAGGUGCCUGGGACAUGUGCCCACCUCGUGUGCAUGGCUCCUCCCCCGCUAAAGCAAUAGGGCCCCACCGCCAUAGAGAGUCCCGCCAGGGUCGUCAGGGAUGCCCCACGCACCCCCACCCCUGAUCUCGGGGUGGGGCCGGGCUGGGGUCUGCCCCCUUCCCCAGCUGUUUUGUCUGUAAUUAAAUGUUAAAAUAAAGUCAUUAUUGGAAGUCA